Messenger RNA from Didymella exigua CBS 183.55, 1809 nucleotides. RefSeq lists its product as uncharacterized. The record is from RefSeq and is a predicted model, not a curated record. The coding region runs from base 1 to 1809 and encodes 602 amino acids. NCBI's taxonomy places the organism in Eukaryota, Fungi, Ascomycota, Dothideomycetes, Pleosporales, Didymellaceae. The transcript has 7 exons.
AUGGGUGGCAACCUUGAAAAUGUAGCCGGCUACGGUCAACUCUCCCUUGGACAAGCUGUCAACAUCGCACAAAACAGUGAAGGUGGUGUCGACCAACGUCUCGCACAGUUCCUCGAGAGGCGGUUAGCAGAUGUCUGGGCCAAGCUCAACACUCAACCUACCUCAUACAUCCUUCCAGCGGACGAAUUCGCUCUCCUAAACUACUAUCGGCCACGAUUCGGCGAUUCCUCGAUAUCGUCGCAGCUCGAAUGCCUGCAGGUUGCGCCUCCCAUCGCAGUCCCACCUGCAGCAUGUCAGCAACCUCUAAUGGUACACAACUUCGCCCACUCUCAUGGCCGACCUUACAUAGGGGAGCACUACCCACCAGACUGCGAAUACAACUGUGUAGUCUUCAAUGUCACCGUCACUUUAGCGGGCCGUCAAUUCAAUCAACUUGCCCUGAUGCUCUUCGAUGAUGUGGGGAUCUUUCGUACAUGGACGGCUGCGCCAACACAAGACAGCAUCGUAUGGCGCUAUCCUCGAAAGAUCAUCUUCGAUCUUGGGAACCUAGUAGACGACACGUAUACAGGCGCUUGGCACACCACUUUAACAGCGGCUUAUUUCACUGCCGUGAAAGAGCCGGAGUCUGCGGAUAUUAUGCUCCUGGUAUCUGCGCGCAGAUCUCCCGCGAAUCGGCCGAGCUAUUUCACCGUACCCGAGUCAAAGGCUGUCGACGCUCUGACGAUCCCGCAGAAUACUAGAAAAAGCAACAUUUCCAAUCUCAGCUUGUGGACAGGCCACCGAAGGCGUUCGGUGACGACGAUACACUCUUAUGGCCACUCCCCUUUCCGGGAGCUGCAAUUGCUCAUCGACGGACAACUGGGUGGCGUAGCACGGCCGUUUCCUGUAAUGUUCACUGGUGGUGUUGUCCCUGGAUUCUGGAGGCCUAUUACAGGCAUUGACGCUUUCGACCUGGUUGACGACGAGAUCGACAUAACACCAUUCUUACCAAUACUCGUUGACGACAAGGGGCACACUUUUGAGAUUCGAUUGGUCGUCAUCGAGGAUGACGGCAAAGGUCACGGCGAACUCACGCAGUCAAUUGAAUCAAAUUGGGUCAUCGCAGGACAAUUGUUCGUUUGGCUUGACACUAAUACCAGCAUCGUAACAGGCUCACGUCCUAUCGUUCACACCCCGAAACCAUCGAUCAACGUCUUCUCGAAGACCAGUAACACUGACGGCACUGUUGCAUCUAUUGAGUAUUACAUUCAGGUCACGCGGAACAUCGCAUACUCCAACUACGGCACCCUCUCGAACAGUGGCAGCGACCAGAACGUUGAGCAGAACAUAAGUGGGCUCAACACCUCCCCAGUUUCAGCCUACCCCAAAGGUUUUGCCUACCCCUCGUGGGCUGCCUCGAUCUACGAUGCGCCCCUGGGUGGUGGCCUGACCAUUGACGCUACAACGAGGCGAGGCAAGACUGUCGAGCAGAUUGGUGAACUUGCCUUCUACAACGAAUGGAGAUCAGUGGCGCCAAGGGACACUUCCUUCUACAGAAGCAAGGUGACGAAUUCGCAGAAUGGCACGGCCUCCUACAUCAGCAUCCCAGCGGAAAAUCAAUCCUACGGUUCAGGCAGCACGGAGCAGCAUUACAUGCUUAGUGCCGUUCAGCAACUCAAUCGCUCAAUUGUAGUCAAUGAAGAGCGCUCUGGACGCGAAGAGGAGAGGACAGCCGACCUCAGUGUUACACAGGAUUGGAUGCACGGCAAUAGAUGGCAUGACUUUGCAGUCAGAGGCAUAGAAGCGCUGCCAGGCAGAGGACCGCACUAA